This is a messenger RNA of Mesorhabditis spiculigera, 1206 nucleotides long. NCBI's taxonomy places the organism in Eukaryota, Metazoa, Nematoda, Chromadorea, Rhabditida, Rhabditidae. The record is from the annotation of a GenBank genome assembly.
AUGAGUGGAGCGCACGCGGCCAAUUUUACAGCGAAGGACACCGAGAAAGAGAACCAGCUUUUGUUACGCGAACUGGACGAGAAGGUCGCCGAAGUCUGCGAAAAACGGCGCGUCUACCCAGCGAAAUACAAAGAGGCUCUUGAAGCAGGGCUUGAUGCCAGACUUGAAUGGCUGACGACGGCUCCCGUUGCUGGCCACAUUCUUCCUGCUCCACUGGACGUCCCGAAGAUUGUGGAGGAACUGAAAACGACAAGCGAUGAUAAGGAUAGACUGAGGGCACGCAACGAGGAUCUUCGCAAGGAAAUUGCAAAGACGCAGGACGAGCUCGAAGCAAUGCACAAAUAUAAGCAAGCGCUCUACCAGGCCAUCACCGGCGAUACCUUUGUUCCGCGAACCUUGAUGCUGAAGCGGGCUCUCUUGGGUGGUUCUCCGUUGGUCCGAGCCGCACUGGCCGCGCCUCUUUCGACCUCAACGAUUUGCGCUCAAGCUCAAGAUACGGCCGGAGAGAAGAAAUCCAUCAAGAAACCAACGAUUUGGAAGAUUGACGAGAAUGUCCGUGAAAAACUCGCGAAUUUUGGCCGCUAUGCCGCUGAAUGUCUUCCAAAAUACGUACAGCAAGCGCAGUUUGCUGCCGGCGACGAGCUCGAGCUGUUGAUCCACCCGGAUGGAGUGAUUCCCGUGCUUUCUUUCUUGAAGGGCAACCACUCGGCGCAAUUCACCAACCUCACAUUCAUCACGUGUGUUGAUGUGCCAACGAGGAAGAACCGUUUCGAGGUCGUCUACGCCCUGUACUCUGUGCGCUUCAACGGUAGGGUCCGUGUGCGUACCUACACCGAUGAAGUCGCGCCGUUGGAAAGCGCCUGCAGCGUCUUUGCGGGAGCCGAUUGGUUCGAGCGCGAGGUGUACGACAUGUAUGGUGUUUGGUUCAACAAUCACCCUGAUCUGCGCCGAAUCUUGACCGAUUACGGCUUUGAGGGGCACCCCUUCCGCAAGGAUUUCCCGCUGUCCGGAUAUAAUGAGGUCCGAUACGAUCCCGAGCUGCGGCGUAUCGUCUACGAGCCGACCGAAUUGGCGCAAGAGUUCAGGCGGUUCGACCUUGAGACUCCAUGGGAGGCGUUCCCGAAUUUCCGCAAUUCCUCGAUCACGUCUGGGUACGAGCAGAUCGAGCUGAAGCAGCAGCAGCCCCCCGCACAGCAGGAGAAGAAG